Molecule: messenger RNA, 411 nt
Organism: Musca domestica (house fly)
Lineage: Eukaryota; Metazoa; Arthropoda; Insecta; Diptera; Muscidae
Exons: 1
Coding region: 1-411 (136 amino acids)
Source: RefSeq, a predicted model, not a curated record
AUGAAAUUACUUUGGACACUUUUCGGUUUAGUGCUAAUUGCCGGUACUGUAUUUGGCCAAGAGGAUGAUAUCGUUGAAGUUACCGAUCCUGGUUAUGUCGAUGAAGUAACAACUGUUGCCCCAGUAGUGGAUGAUGGAAUCUCCACGGAAUCUCCCGUUGCAGAGACAACAACAGGGCCUGCGAAUGAAGUUUCAACCACAAUGAGACCUUGCCGUGGUCGCCGUCCUCACCGUGGCCGUCAUCCACAUCACUACGGACAUCCAGGACAUGGUCGUCGCCCAGGUCGUUUUGGUCCACCUCGUCGUGGUGGCCCGCCCAGAGGUGGCAGAGGUCGUGGUGGCCCCGGUCGUGGCAGAUCUUUUAUGGGAGGACGUAGAGGAGGCCGCGGCGGUCGUGGAGGACGUUUUUAA